Messenger RNA from Cydia fagiglandana, 2370 nucleotides. RefSeq lists its product as uncharacterized. The record is from RefSeq and is a predicted model, not a curated record. The transcript has 2 exons. NCBI's taxonomy places the organism in Eukaryota, Metazoa, Arthropoda, Insecta, Lepidoptera, Tortricidae. Bases 94 to 1107 code for a protein of 337 amino acids.
GCGUAAUAAAUACUUGCCAAGCAACACGUCUUUUAUUUAACAGUGGCGGCGAAUGGUAAAAUUAUUGUGUAAUUAAGUGUUUUAUCGGUAAAAAUGGCUGGCAAAGGUAAAUUUUCGGAGUUUGAUGUGAAAACGGGCAAUUGGACCUUAUAUUGCGAUAGGUUGGACAUGUACUUUUUAGCUAAUGGCGUUACGGACGAUUUGAAACUACCAACCUUGAUUGCAAACGUAGGUGAAAGUGCAUAUGAAUUGAUAGUGAAUUUAUGUAGUCCGGAAAAACCAUCUACAUUAACGUACGCUAAAGUGGUGAAAUUGGUGAAGGAUCACUUGGAACCCGUGCCAUCGGCGUUAGCAGAACGUUAUAAGUUUCGGCAAUGCAGACAACAAAAUGGCCAAUCCAUUGCCGAGUACGUGGCCACGUUAAAACAAAUGGCGAGGUUUUGUGACUUCAGUAGCGUGACUAACGGGCUAGAAGAGAACCUCCGGGAUCAACUAGUGUGCGGGAUUACCAGUGACGCAAUUCGACAGAGGUUAUUUGCAGAUAAAAAACUCGAAUACAGUAAAGCGGUACUGAUAGCGACUACAAUGGAGUCGGCGGAGAAAGAUUCUAGUGCGGUGGAAUCUAUGGCGAUAGGAAUGCACUACAAUGCCAGCCAAAGUGGAAAAAAACUGUGUACAGCGUGCGGCGACACUAGACAUGAGCGUUCCGCGUGCAAAUUUAAGGAUUACGUGUGCGACACGUGUUCACGUGUCGGUCAUCUACGGCGUGUGUGUCCCGAAAAGGAGGGGCACAAAGCUAGGGCAAGACCAGGAGCGACCAAGAGUUGGGGAACCAGUCAGGAGUACGCAAGUGGCUCGGGAGGCCGCGGCUAUAACGAGAGGGCGUUGACCGGCCGGGGAGGCAGCACGGCCGGCAGGAGGCGGCGAGGCGCGCGCUCGGGCGCGGCGCCCGCGCGCCAGCACUGCAUCCGGGAGCACCCCGGGCCGGCCGAGGACGCCAGCUGGCGGGGCGACGGCGGCGAGGGCGCGGGCCCUAGCCGACGCACGGACAGCGACGACGAAUGGCCGAUAUAUCAAAUGGGACUGAGUCAAUAUCCACCGGUUUAAAGAUGUGUUCGACGGAACCCUGGGUUGCUUCACCGGCGGGCGGGCUACGCUGCAGCUGCGCGAGGGGGCGGUGCCUGUGUAUUGCCGGGCGCGACCUUUGCCCUACGCGCUACGUCAGCGCGUGGACGCCGAAUUGGACGCCAUGCUGACGGCGGGCGUCAUCACACCGGUCGACCACUCGGACUGGGCUACACCGCUGGUGGUGGCGCACAAGGCGGACGGCGCCAUCAGACUGUGUGCGGACUACAAGGUUACGCUAAACAAGGUACUAAUGGUAGAUAGAUAUCCCGUGCCCAGAAUUGAUGACCUGUUAAGUAAUAUUAGUGGCUACAAAUAUUUUUCCAAGCUUGAUCUAUCACAGGCCUAUAACCAGAUUCUUUUGGAUGAUACGGCAAGAUAUACAGUGGUCAACACACAUAGAGGUUUAUUUCAAUAUAACCGUCUCGUUUAUGGGUUGUCCUCGAGUCCCGGCAUAUUUCAGAGGAUCAUGUUAAAUUUGUUCAAAAAUAUGCCCCAUGUUAUUGUUUUUCUUGACGAUAUAUUGAUCACUAGUAAAACGAUACAAGAACAUAAUCAACAUAUACAGGAGGUCUUACACAUAUUGCAAAGUAACGGGUUAAAAGUAAGAAAGGAUAAAUGCGAGUUUUUUGUAGAUGAGGUUAAAUAUUUAGGGUUUAUUAUAAACAAAGACGGCGUGAGGGUUGACACGGAUAAGGUGGCACCGAUUAUUAGAAUGUCGCCUCCCACCAAUGUUUCCGAAUUAAGGUCAUUCUUGGGUAUGGUUAACUUUUACGGGAAAUUUAUUAAGCAUUUGAGCGAUAUUCUGGUUCCUCUAUACGAGUUACUUCGCAAAGGUAAACAUUGGAUGUGGGGUGGCAGGCAGAACGACAGUUUUAUCAGAGUUAAGAAGGCCUUGUGCAGUGUGGAGGCCCUGGUACAUUAUGAUAUGCGCUUGCCUUGCCUGGUGACAUGUGAUGCGAGUGGACACGGCAUUGCAGCGGUGCUUGCUCAAAGCAGCGGCGACGGGGUUGAGCGCGCCGUGGCGUAUGCAUCGCGCGCGUUAACGGCAGCGGAAAUGCAUUAUAGUCAGGUGCAUAAGGAGGCACUGGCCAUAGUCUUUGCCAUAAAAAAAUUCCACCAGUAUUUAUACGGCCGUAAUUUUGUUCUUCGCACUGAUCACAAACCACUGGUUACGAUUUUUGGACCAAACUGUGGUGUUCCAACAGCCGCCGCGAGUCGAUUACAACGGUGGGCAAUACUAUU